Molecule: messenger RNA, 3652 nt
Organism: Cygnus olor (mute swan)
Lineage: Eukaryota; Metazoa; Chordata; Aves; Anseriformes; Anatidae
Gene: SOCS6
Product: suppressor of cytokine signaling 6
Exons: 1
Coding region: 1-1605 (534 amino acids)
Biological process (GO): regulation of growth; intracellular signal transduction; protein ubiquitination
Cellular component (GO): phosphatidylinositol 3-kinase complex
Molecular function (GO): 1-phosphatidylinositol-3-kinase regulator activity
Source: RefSeq, a predicted model, not a curated record
AUGAAGAAAAUUAGUCUCAAAACAAUUCGCAAGUCCUUUAACUUAAAUAAAAGUAAAGAUGAAAGUGACUUUGUAGUGGUUCAGCAGCCAUCGUUAAGUGAAUUUGGAAAAGAUGACUCCUUGUUUGGCAGCUGCUAUGGUAAAGAUUUGGCUAGCUGUGAAGUCAAUAGUGAAGAUGAAAAAGGAGGCAAAAAUAGAUCAAAAAGUGAAAGCUUAAUGGGUACGUUAAAAAGGAGGCUUUCAGCAAAACAAAAGCAGAAAGGCAAAGGCAGCACACCAUCUGUAAGCUCUGCAGAUGAUGACACCUUUUCUUCCUCAUCUGCUCCAAUAACCUUCAAAGAUGUGCGAGCUCAAAGACCUCUGAGAUCCACUUCCCUCCGUAAUCACCAUUACAGUCCAACUCCGUGGCCCCUUCGACCUACAAAUUCAGAAGAGACUUGCAUCAAAAUGGAAGUCAAAGUCAAGGCUUUGGUCCAUUCUUCUAAUCCAAGCCCAGCACUGAAUGGCGUUCGAAAGGACUUCCAUGACUUGCAGUCAGAUAACGUGUUCCAGGAACAAAACAAUGCAUUAAAAAAUACAGAAUCUCAGAAUGGGGACUUGCAUCUUCAUAUUGAUGAACAUGUGCCUGUAGUUAUUGGAUUAAUGCCUCAGGACUACAUUCAGUAUACUGUGCCUUUAGAUGAGGGAAUGUAUCCUUUGGAAGGAUCACGUAGUUACUGUCUGGAUAGUUCCUCACCCAUGGAAGUUUCAACUGUUUCUUCUCAAGUGGGGGGAAAUUCUUUCCAUGAAGAAGAGAGUCAAGUGGAUCAGGAUGUAGUCGUUGCACCAGACAUCUUCGUGGACCAGGCGGUGAAUGGUUUGUUGAUUGGUACCACAGGAGUCAUGUUGCAAAGCCCAAGAGUUAAUCACAGCGAUGUCCCUCCACUCUCACCUUUGCUACCUCCAAUGCAGAAUAAUCAAAUCCAAAGGAACUUUAAUGGAUUGAAUGGCACAGAUGCCCAUGUGGCUGAAAGUAUGCGCUGCCAUUUGAAUUUUGAUCCUAACACUGCCCCUGGAGUUGGAAGAGUUUAUGAUUCUGUACAGAACAGUGGCCCUAUGGUUGUGACAAGUCUAACGGAAGAACUGAAAAAACUUGCAAAACAAGGGUGGUACUGGGGCCCCAUUACGCGUUGGGAGGCAGAGGGAAAAUUAGCUAAUGUGCCUGAUGGCUCGUUUCUUGUUCGAGAUAGUUCUGAUGAUCGUUACCUUUUAAGUUUGAGUUUUCGUUCACAUGGAAAAACGCUUCACACUAGAAUUGAACAUUCAAAUGGUAGGUUUAGCUUUUAUGAACAACCAGAUGUGGAGGGGCAUACAUCUAUAGUUGAUUUAAUUGAACACUCAAUCAGGGACUCUGAAAAUGGAGCUUUCUGCUAUUCGAGAUCCCGAUUGCCUGGAUCUGCAACUUAUCCAGUGAGACUAACAAAUCCAGUAUCUCGGUUUAUGCAGGUGCGUUCUUUACAAUACCUGUGUCGUUUUGUAAUACGUCAGUACACCAGAAUAGACCUGAUUCAGAAACUGCCUUUGCCAAACAAAAUGAAGGAUUAUUUACAGGAAAAGCACUACUGAAAGCUUAUGGAAAUCUUGCAUCUUGCACUUUGGGAACAACAACAACAAAAAGAGAUUGAAUUACAGUUUACAGACUUUCAUUAUUAUCAAAAUCUUUUGCUGCCAUAACAAUUUCAUUUUUGUGUGUUAAAGAAAAUUAAUGCAUUUGGAUUUAUGUUUGUUUUUGUUUUUUUUUGUGUAUUUUGGGGGGCUUUUUUUUUUUGAAAAGAAUGAUCUCAAGUUUAUUUUUAGAAGUGUGAAAUAGCUAUCUUUCAUCAAUGUGCAGAUUAAUCACAAUGUGAAUGAUCAAAUUCUCCUUAACUUCCCCCAAGUCCUUUGCUGCUAUCCACUGUGAUUUUUAUGCAUUGAAAGCACAUUUCAUGUGUAUUCAACCAUAAGUAAAAGUCAAAUGAAACUUGUUGAAUGGAUUUUUUUUUUCUUUAAAAUAGCCUGUUUGAAAAAGGUGAUCAUGGAUAAAAACAUAUUGGUAUUCUAAAGAAUUUACACCUAUGCUAAAAAUGAUUUCCUAGUAUCCUUAUUAUAAAUUUCUAUAGAGAUAUGCCCUAAUGUGGAAUUUAAAGAGUUGUGGGAUAAGGACAUGGUUAUGCAGCAUGUCUUUCAAAAAAAAAAAAAACACAAAACCAACAAAAAUAACUACAACAACAACAAAAAAGUAAAACAAAAACACCUUUCUCUUAAGCCUUGUAUUGUCUGUACACUACUUUGUGUUUGAGAAGGUUGGUUCAGCUUUCUUACUGUCUCAGUAUUUUGUCCUUCUAAAAAUGGCCUUUAAAAGAGAAGUCUGUGAGAGUCAGUGCUUCGCACCUGUAAGAAAAUUGCAGUAUCAUUGCAAUUGCAGGAUCAUGUCAAAUAUUACCUUUUAAAAUGCCAUCAGUUAAAAAAAUGAACACCUGCCAGGUCCUCCCUUUGUCAUUUUCCCUCCUGCCUCCCCUUGAGAAGAAGAAGAAGAAGAAAAAGAAGGGAAAAUUAAAAAAAAUAAUAAUAAUAAAAGGGAGGGGGAACAAAAACAAAACAAAAAAGUUUGAAUUUGUAGGAAGACUCUAGGAAUUAUUAUUAUGGAAAUACAAAUUACUAAGCUAUUUCAGGGAUUGGGUAAAACAUCUAAUAGGAGGAUUUCUACAAUUUAUUCAAAAUACUUGGGAUUUCAGUAUUUUCCAUUUUUCUGCAUUUUUUACUUCUGAAAUGCAGCAAUACACUAAUGUCCUUUGGAUCAUUUAUUCCUUUUUGGAUCUUCUUUGGGGAGAAAGGAAUAGGACUAAUGAUAUUUUGGAUGGAAGAUGCUUAAAAUGAAUCUCUAAUUCUAUUCUCAUAGCCUCUGAAAUUAUGGGGAAGAGAGGUUUGGAUUGACUGUAGAAAGUGUUUCAGUUAACUGUUGUGAAACAUGUUUUGACAUAUGAAAUAUUGAAACAAUUAAGUAAAUGUUUAUGAUAUCUGUCAAAGAUUCUGGCAUUUGAAAAGCUUACAAUUAUUCUGACCUUUAGGAAAAAAAAAAAAGCCUUUUAGUUGGGAGUACAGGUAAUAUUUUCUUCAUGCAAGGUUAAUCCAUGUCAUUUUUCUGUGUUUUUUUUUUUUUUUCUUCUCCAUUAUUCUGUCCCUUUUAUGAUUUACUUGUGAAAGGGGUCAUUGCUAACUUGCUAACUGACAUGGGAGGGAGGCUUACUCUGCCUCCCUCUGCCCCUGGAUUUGUAUUUUAGAAUGUUAUCUUCCCAAUCUGUGGUAGGAGCUGCUAGUCAGUAAACAUCAGUAUAGAAAGGGCUGUUGAUACAGCUUUCUUAUUUAGGUCAUUUGCUUCUCUUUGUUUUUUAUUUUCUAGCCUUUUGUCCCCUGAAGUGAGUGUUAGUAACAAAUACAGUAUUGCUGCAAGGUGGUGCAAUAGCACUACAUUUUGGGUUGCCUGAAUUGAUAGACAAAAUGUAUAUUUUUUUAAUUUAUUUUUUGACCAUAAUGUUUAGCAAAAAAAAAAAAAAUCAAAGGUAGAUAAAGGCUGCCUUUGCUUUUAAGGGAGGGAGAAUAAGGAUUUCUUCUUUAGUCUGAUAAAGUUUUAAAC